AUGGCACCGAUACAGCAGAAGGCACUUAUCAACUGUGACAUGGGGGAGGCUUAUGGCAACUGGACGUGCGGUCCUGACCUCGAGCUCCUCCCCAUGAUCGAUAUCGCCAAUAUUGCCUGCGGAUUCCAUGGGGGUGAUCCUCUCAUCAUGAUGGAAACAGUGCGAAAUUGCAAAGCUCACAAUGUCCGAAUCGGUGCUCACCCCGGUCUUCCAGACCUGCAAGGGUUCGGUCGUCGGGAGAUGAAGCUCUCCCCAGAAGAGCUUACCGCAAUCACAAUCUACCAGGUAGGGGCGCUCCAAGGCUUCCUCGACCGUGAAGGGGUUCCUCUACACCAUGUAAAGCCUCAUGGGGUAUUGUACGGUAUGAUGUGCCGGGACUAUGAAGUUGCCAAGGCGGUCAUGCUGGGAAUUCCAAAAGAUGUGCCGGUAUUUGGACUAGCAGGCACUCAAAUGGAGAAAGCUGCCAACGACCUGGGGAUCAAGUUCUGGGCUGAGCUAUAUGGCGAUGUGAAAUACGACUCGAACGGCAUGCUUGUGAUCGAUCGGAAGAAGAAGCCCUGGAACCUCGCAGAUGUUGAGAAGCACGUCAGACAGCAGAUCGAAGAGCAGUCAGUCACGGCGGUUGAUGGGACUAUUGUGCAACUGCCACUGAAAACCUACCCGGUCUCAAUCUGCUGCCACUCUGACUCUCCUGGAUGCGUUGACAUCAUCAGGACGACGAGAAAGGUAGCGAAUGAAUUCAAUGCCAAACACGGGAGAUGA
Molecule: messenger RNA, 762 nt
Organism: Aspergillus lentulus
Lineage: Eukaryota; Fungi; Ascomycota; Eurotiomycetes; Eurotiales; Aspergillaceae
Product: LamB/YcsF family protein
Biological process (GO): carbohydrate metabolic process
Source: RefSeq, a predicted model, not a curated record